Molecule: messenger RNA, 2136 nt
Organism: Labrus mixtus (cuckoo wrasse)
Lineage: Eukaryota; Metazoa; Chordata; Actinopteri; Labriformes; Labridae
Product: myelin proteolipid protein-like
Exons: 7
Coding region: 154-891 (245 amino acids)
Biological process (GO): axon development; central nervous system myelination
Cellular component (GO): plasma membrane; myelin sheath
Molecular function (GO): structural constituent of myelin sheath
Source: RefSeq, a predicted model, not a curated record
CUCUGUGCAUUGUUGUGGGAACAGAAAGCGAGUUGAGAUUGAUAUACGGGGGCCGGAGACUAGUUGCGCAUAUCAUCAUCAGAACAGCUGCAGAGCAGACAGCAGCAGCAGCAGUAGGCUAAUCAACGAAGUCCUGAACGCAUCCUUCCAGACAUGGGUUGCUAUGACUGCUGUAUGCGCUGUUUGGGUGGGGUGCCAUACUGCUCCCUCGUCGCCACACUGCUGUGUUUCUCUGGCAUUGCCCUCUUCUGCGGCUGUGGUCACCAGGCACUCACAGAGACGGAGAGACUCAUCGAGACGUACUUCGCCCGUAACCUUCAGGACUACAUCACCCUUGCAUUCAUCAUUCAGUAUUUCCAGUAUUUCAUCUAUGGUUUGGCCACCUUUUUCUUCGUCUACUGCAUCGUGCUGUUGGCUGAGGGCUUCUACACCACGAGCGCUGCCAAGCAAACCUUUGGAGAGUUCAGGAGCACCAUGUGCGGCCGCUGCCUCAGCUCCUCGUUUAUAGUGAUGACAUAUGUGUUAGCUGUGCUGUGGCUGUUGGUGUUCGCCUUCUCAGCCCUGCCUGUCUACUUCUUCUACAACAUGGACGCCACCUGCCACACUAUUGAUGUUCUGACUGAGACCCCAGCAAGUAUCAACCAGCUCUGUGUGGAUGCAAGGCAAUACGGUCUCCUGCCAUGGAAUGCAGUGCCAGGGAAAGCUUGUGGUAUAACCCUAUCCGGUGUUUGUAAGACCAGAGAGUACCGGAUGACUUAUGACCUCUACAUUGCUGCCUUUGCUGGUGCGGGCAUCACUCUCCUGGCUCUGCUCACCUACACUGUGUCAACCACCUAUAACUUUGCUGUUCUGCGGUAUCUGGGGAGAAAGGGUAUAAGUGCACGGUGUUAGGCUCACCUGCUUCCUGUCUGAUCUGUCACUCCUCCACCAACAACAUGGGGAUCUAAAUGGACUCCAACAAUUCUUUCCACAUCAUCAGCACAGAGCCACGUGUUGUCACAGACUCUUAAAAAUGUUGUCUUUUAUAUUUUUACUUUUCUUGUUGAGAACUGAUAUAUUAUUUUACUGUUUUAACUGUAUUAUAUGUAUCUGAGGUUUGAACCAAAACCCUUUAUUGUCAAAGCCUUAUGACCAAAAUCUGAGAGUUAUUGCUCUUUAUUUGCUCACAUUAGUCAAAAACACCUUCUGCUUUAUGUAACGUUAAAAAUCCAAAUAACACACCACUAAUACAUUAACAUUUGUAAGAAAUAACCACUCUGCAACACUCACAGCUGUAAUGCAGCUGUUACAGGGAAUAGGGAUUAUACGUUACCAUGGCCGCCAUCCCUCACAUCUGGUUGCCAUGGUGGCAGACAAGCAUGCAUUUGCAGUCUCAUGCUGACCUCAGGACUUUUCUCACGGGCUUGAGAAAAGUCACAACAAUGGAGUCAGGCCUGUUUUUGAAAAGCUAGCCAAUAGGGAGCCAGUUGUGGGGGCCACCUGCACUACGAGUCUCUGCCAAGGGUUAUAUUACAUGUCAAAGGAGAGGGUCCUCAGGACAAAGAGGGGGUUAGACCCAAAGCCUCAAUGCAGCUCUUCUGAGACCGCAACCACACACAACAUCAGCCACACAACACCACCCCUGCUGCUGCAUGACCCCCUCCUCCCUCCUAAUAUGGAAAUGAUGGAUUCAGUGUGAGGAUACUGAAGGAGUUUUAAAGGAUUUUUCAAAGUGUCUUCCCAAAAAAAGAGACAUAUUAGGGAAGUUCUGAUCUAAAAUAGGUCUGAAAUUGUUUCUCAUAAUUUUGAGAUAGCUAAAGCACUAGGUGCUAACUUAUCGAGUUGCCUCAUUAUUAAGCCAAAAACACAUGAAGGUGUGAGUCUCCCCUGCUGUUAAUGCAUGGCUGAGGUACUUUUUUUUUUUUAGAGACGGCUUUGUUUUGUCUCUAAUUCUUUAGGAAUUCUGUUGUAGUUAUUGUAUAACAACUCCCUUUAUUUAGCUGAAAUUACUACUAUUUUUACACUUUGUGUAUUACUUAGAUUUUAAUUAGAUUUUUCUAUUUGGUGGAAGCUUUAUGGAGCUGUGAGAGGUAGUUUUGGCUGUUUGAUGAUUAUUUUUUGUGUUGGUGAAGUUUGAUAAUAAAAAGAAUAUUCUUU